Linum trigynum is the source of this 375-nucleotide messenger RNA. The record is from the annotation of a GenBank genome assembly. NCBI's taxonomy places the organism in Eukaryota, Viridiplantae, Streptophyta, Magnoliopsida, Malpighiales, Linaceae.
AUGAUGCGCUACAAAGAGGAGAAAGAGGCCAAGAAGGAAGCUUUCAGAAAGUACCUUGAAUCCAGUGGCGUUGUUGAUACCGUUACCAAAGCUCUGGUUGCAUUGUACGAGCAAGAUGAGAAGCCCUCCUCUGCUCUCGAAUUCAUUCAACAGAAGUUGGGAGGGCCAAGUUUGUGCGAAUACGAGAAGCUACAAGCUGAGAUGUCGGAUCUGCAACUCAAGUACAAUGAGCUUCUAGCAACUCAUCAAGUAACUGUCAAAGAGUUAGAAGAAGUGAAGGUCUCACAUACCAUGGCUGCCACCAAUACUACUUCUGCUGCUAACACCACAGCCAGCGAAAUCGCCAAUGGGGAUGUGCCAAAGGAUGAUGGCUGA